Sabethes cyaneus is the source of this 12066-nucleotide messenger RNA. RefSeq names its product dynein axonemal heavy chain 7 (gene Dhc36C). Gene Ontology annotation, biological process: microtubule-based movement. Gene Ontology annotation, cellular component: dynein complex. Bases 1 to 12066 code for a protein of 4021 amino acids. Lineage: Eukaryota; Metazoa; Arthropoda; Insecta; Diptera; Culicidae. The record is from RefSeq and is a predicted model, not a curated record. Gene Ontology annotation, molecular function: ATP binding; dynein intermediate chain binding; ATP hydrolysis activity. The transcript has 21 exons.
AUGAACAGAAGUCCCCAGCAUCGCAGGCUACCGGCCCUGCCGCGAACCCGUCUGAUGGAGGAUAUUAGAAAGACCGCUAAAAGCGAACCGAUGGCCGUUCGAGGCCCGUCGAAAAUCCUUUCCCUUAUCAAUCGAAAAGCCAAUCCGGAGUACAGCAGUAAACGAAUCUGGCAAGAGCUGAAUAUGCCAACCGAGUGCGAUUUUCUAGGUCCGAACGUAUUUUCCCUACCGGAACGGUUGUUGAGGCACGGGCCCAAAAUUAGACCAACUCCGCUACCAAGACCGAAGUCUGACCGAGGCGUUCCAGCGAAAAAAAAGAUUAGAUCCUAUACCGCCCUGAGAAAAGAUCGCGAAGAGUUUCGGAAACGAUUGAUCAAACUGAUCGUACGCAAAGGACAUGAAAAAGACGAUGCGGAAAACACGUUUCCGAACGUUGAGGAGAGGGAAUUGUUGAGGUACUAUCACUACAUACGGCAUGGAAUCGAUACGGUGCACGUGGCACCGAUUGACAAACGAGUUCUGCAAAGAAUCUUAAAGUUGCUACCAAAAAACCUUGUCAAAUAUAAGGUUGCUUUGAGAGCAAUUUUCGACGAAAUCAAGGACGACUACUCGCUCGCCGUGAAAAAAGCUGUCGUGGAUUUCGUUCUAGGCGACGCAAUGAGCAAGUAUGCCGUCAAGGAAGACAUAACACCGUCUCGGCUGGAAAUUAAAGAGUUGAGACUAAAGUGGAAGCAUCGCUACGAUGAGAAUCGGGCAAAAAUCAAGCGAAACUUGUUCUCCAUUAAUGCCUGUUCGGAGCAGAUUCUAGAACUUUGGGAUACCACGUUCAAGAACUUGCUUCUGGUGGAUAUCAAACAACUGCAGGAGAAGGGGCAAGCCUAUGAUUUGACGGAGUUUACGUCAACAGUGAACCAACAGAUUGAGGAAGUGAAGAUUACGUUGACGGAAAAAUGGUACGGUUCAAUAAAGACCAUCUUCAACAGAGGUGUGAAGAAGAAGUUGAUUCCGGAUGAAGCUACGAAGCCAAAGAUGCUGCGGAAAUUCUUCAAUUCACUAGCCACUUUGAUGACACGUCAAUUACAGAAUCUAUGUGUCAACAGCGUUACUGCGUACACUAAUUUCAUUUGUGACGUUGGAAAAUCGAAUCCGGGAUUUCGGCUAACAAUCUUGCUUGAAAACCAGGACACCCUGUCUUUCAUACCAAGUUUUUCGCGUUUUCAGAUAGAAAUCGUGAAAAUUAUUGACAAUAUUGUGAAAGCCGUGAAAAGUUUCAAGCGAAUCGAAAGACAGUUGAGGCCAAAUGUUCCCUGUCCUGAACCGUUGUUGAAGCCCGAGAUAUCAGCAGAGGUGAUCUCCGAAUGCAAAACGCGAAUAUAUAACAUUCUGGAAGAGCAGCGAAUUGGUCCAGAGCUCCGGAUGCAGGAUUUUGACAAGUACAUGACAUUGAUGAAUGGGACAGACAUGGACGACAUUGAACGAUUUAUGGAGAAGCGCCCCAGUUUUGAGCAGUACUGUCGAUACAUUCAGCAAUACAAACAAAUGGAAGAUAACGUAGCCAAGGAGAUUUACGGCGUCAUAUCUAUGGGGUUGUACGAGUUCCAUCGAGAGGGAUUGAUUGAUACCCUGGAAGGUUUGGCGAAAUUCAUGCAACAAGAGUUGAUCACAAAAAUGACCGCUGAUCAGCAGAGUUCUGCAUCUCAACUUGCGAUGGAAUAUGAAGCGAUUGCUACCAAAAUUCUUACCAUACCGAAGGAUACAUCUGAGCUGAUGUCACUCAAAGAAUUUGCUUUGAAAAUGGAAGAAACUACUAUUCCAGACAUGGAAAACAGACUUAAAGUCAAUCUAAACCAUCUGCUGUAUCUAACAGACUACACAAUAUUCACUCCGCUGGAGAUAAAACAAAACAAUAACACAUUCCAAUGGUAUCGGAAGAUGCCCACAAUAUUCCAGGACCACAAAAAUAUCAUCGCCGAAAAGAUGGUGGAAUACCAGGACUCGCUGAAGAGAAGAAUCGAAAACUUCCGCCGCGAUCUCGAUAUCUAUUGGGGUCAGCUCAAGGAUUACGAGGUUUGGGGUGAUAUUAAGCAUUUGCAAAAGUACAAACGGAAGGCCACCACUCUGGACAACAAGCUGGUGGCGGCGUUGGAAAAGAUUGAUCACAUCAACGACGAGGAGAUCGCGUACGGUUGGGAGUUGUCGCAGUACCCGCUCAGAAAGCAGUGUCACGAUAAACUGACACCGUAUAAGCAGCUUUACGAUGCCGGUCAGGAGUUUAUGGAUAAACACGAGCUGUGGAUGCACUCCCAGGUGGGUUCCCACGAUCCGGAGCAGGUUGAAGAUACGGUUGGCUCGCUGUAUCGUACGGUGUACAAGUUGGAGAAGAAAUUUGCCGAUUCCUAUCAAACGCAACGAUUGGCGCAUGAUAUCAAAAGUCGCAUUGACCAGUUUAAGACGCAUAUGCCCAUCGUUCAGACGUUGGGUAAUCCUGGCAUGAAGGAACGUCACUGGGAGCAGGUUUCGGAAAUUAUUGGUUUCCCAAUUAAAAUUGCUCCGGAUCUGACGCUGGAGAAGGUAAUUGAUUAUGGUUUGGAUGAUUACAUCCAACGUUUCGAGACUAUCUCGGAAAGUGCAACCAAGGAGAACAAUUUGGAGAAAGCAAUGGUUAAGAUGGUCAACGAGUGGAGUGACAUGGCGUUUGUGGUGCAUCCGUACCGGGAUACCGGAACUUAUAUCCUAUCGGCUGUGGAUGACAUACAGGUAUUGCUCGACGAUCACAUUAUCAAAACGCAGACCAUGAAGAGCUCGCUGUACAUCAAACCUUUUGAGGCGGAUAUUUUGGCUUGGGAGAAAAAGCUGAUGCUCCUGCAAGACAUCCUAGACGACUGGCUUAAGGUACAGGCGACGUGGAUGUACCUGGAGCCUAUAUUCUCUAGCCCGGACAUCCAAUCGCAAAUGCCUGAAGAGGGUCGUCGAUUCAGUGCCGUGGACAAGAUUUGGAAGGAUCUGAUGAAGACAGUUUACGCCGAUACCAAAGUCCUGGCGGUCCUUGAAAUAGACAAAAUGUCGGAGAAAUUGAAGAAAUCGUACAGCCUUCUGGAGAUAAUUCAGAAAGGUCUCAACGAGUAUCUGGAGAAGAAACGUCUCUACUUCCCACGGUUCUUCUUCCUCUCCAACGACGAACUGCUGGAGAUUCUGUCGGAAACGAAGAAUCCAACCCGCGUGCAACCACAUCUGAAGAAGUGCUUCGAAGGUAUCGCUACGCUGCACUUCACCGAAUCGCUUGACAUUACUAAGAUGCGAUCAAGUGAAGGUGAAGAGGUGAAUCUGGCCGACGAAGUGUCGACCAGUAAGGCAAAGGGACAGGUGGAGAAAUGGCUACUGGAUCUGGAGAAAUCGAUGAAGAAAAGCGUACACAUUCAAGUGGACCAAUCGUACGAAUCUUACACCAAAACUGUGCGCCAUGAGUGGGUUCUCAUAUGGCCUGGACAGUGUGUCCAAAGCAUCUCGUGCGCCUUCUGGACACUGGAAGUUACUUUGUGUUUCGAUAGUGCGGAUCCUCUGGAAGCGCUUGAGGAAUACAAAGAAACUUGCAAGACACAAAUUUCACAUAUAGUCGAUUUGGUCAGAGGAAAGCUGGCCCAGCAGAAUCGAAUCACUCUGGGAGCGUUGAUUGUACUGGACGUCCAUGCGCGUGAUGUGCUGACGGACUUGAUUGAAAAACAAACAACUAAAUCGGACGAUUUCAAUUGGCUUGCACAGUUGCGGUAUUACAUGGAAGACAAACAGCUCGUCACAAGAAUGAUCAAUUCGACGCUAGCGUACGGCUAUGAAUACCUGGGCAACACAUCCCGGUUGGUAAUUACUCCGCUGACUGAUCGAUGCUUCCGUACGCUGUUCGGUGCAUUGCAUCUGCACUUGGGCGGAGCACCGGAAGGUCCUGCCGGAACGGGAAAAACCGAAACCACUAAAGACUUGGCAAAAGCAGUCGCCAAGCAGUGUGUCGUGUUCAACUGUUCCGACGGGUUGGACUACAUUGCUCUGGGAAAAUUUUUCAAAGGUCUCGCAUCCUGCGGUGCUUGGUCUUGCUUCGACGAGUUCAAUCGAAUCGAUCUGGAGGUAUUGUCGGUGGUCGCUCAGCAGAUUCUCACUAUUCAACGUGGCAUCAAUUCCGGCUCACCGACGUUGGUGUUUGAGGGAACGACUCUAACACUGGAUCCAACAUGUGCCGUAUUCAUUACGAUGAAUCCUGGCUAUGCGGGCCGGUCCGAGCUUCCCGAUAACUUGAAGGCACUGUUCCGAUCGGUAGCCAUGAUGGUGCCAGACUACGCAUUGAUCUCCGAGAUAGAACUAUAUUCGUACGGUUUUCUGAAUGCCAAGCCGCUGGCUGUUAAAAUUGUGGCAACAUAUCGCUUGUGUUCCGAACAGUUGAGUUCGCAACCGCACUACGACUACGGAAUGCGGGCGGUUAAGUCGGUACUGAAAGCGGCGGGGGCUUUGAAACUGAGAUAUCCCGAUGAAUUGGAAGAUAUUCUUGUACUACGAUCGAUCAAGGAUGUCAAUCUAGCUAAAUUUUUGAACCAAGACGUCCCAUUAUUCCAAGGAAUUAUUUCGGAUUUGUUCCCUGGAGUGGAGUUACCAGAGCCAGAUUACGAGGUGUUUAAUGACGCGUUACGAAAGGCUUGUGAGAAGCAUAACACGCAGUGUACUCCGUUCUUUAUGGAGAAGGUUCAACAGCUUUACGAGAUGAUUGUCGUAAGACAUGGUUUGAUGCUGGUUGGACCACCGUUCGGAGGAAAAAGCACUGCCUACCGAAUGCUGGCAGUGGCUCUGGGUUACAUCGAAGAAUUGGGAGAAAUGAACGAACAUAAGGCCCACUAUACUGUAAUUAAUCCGAAGGCUAUUACGAUGGGUCAGCUGUACGGUCAAUUUGACGCAGUUUCACAUGAGUGGAGCGAUGGGGUCUUGGCAGUCAACUACCGGCAGUUCGCCGUCAGUACGACUUCCGACAGGAAGUGGUUGAUAUUUGACGGCCCGGUGGAUGCUAUUUGGAUAGAAAAUAUGAACACCGUACUGGACGACAAUAAGAAGCUUUGCUUGAUGUCCGGGGAGAUCAUUCAGCUGGCACCGACAACGAACUUGAUCUUUGAAGUGAUGGAUCUUGAUGCCGCGUCCCCUGCCACCGUGUCGCGCUGCGGAAUGAUCUAUCUGGAACCAAGCACUCUCGGAUGGGAACCUCUGCUAGAAUCAUGGAAAAACACUUUGCCUCCGAUUCUUCACUCGGUCAACAAACAAGUAAUAACGCAAAUGUUCAUGCGAUUCUGUCCCAUUCUCCUGUGGUUCGUUCGCAAGGGCGGGGCAAGGGAAAUGAUGCCAACUUCCGACUCGAACCUGGUGAAGUCAGUGAUGAAUCUUUUUGACUGUUUCAUGGAUGACUAUCGAAACGAGACCUACAUGAAAAGUGUGUCCGAAGUGGACGUACGAGCGCAGCUAGAAGGUGUGUUCUUCUUUUCUUGCAUUUGGGCUAUCGGAGGACCGCUUGAGACUGUCAGUAGAGAAAAGUUCAGCGAACUGUUCCGCGCACUGACCGAGAAAAUAUUCCCACCGGAAAUUAAUGACAAAUUCAGAAUACCCGAGCACCUACAGGUGCCAAAUCUGACGAAACCUUUCAUUUUCCAAAUACCGAAAGGAGGCACUGUUUUCGAUUAUCAUUUUACAAAAGAAGGGAAAGGAAAAUGGCGUCCCUGGGCGGAAGAGAUUGGACAGACCAUUAAUAUUCAGCGCGACAUGCCGGUAAAUCAGAUUAUAAUUCCGACUAUUGAAACUAUCCGAACGACAGCGCUUCUUGAGCUUUUGGUUCAACACAGUAAGAGUCUGUUGCUGGUAGGUCCUACUGGUACCGGUAAAAGUGCCUACACGAUUGAUUUUCUCCUGAAGAGGAAUGAUACAAAUAUUUUCAAACCACUUUUGAUAAAUUUUUCGGCACAAACUUCAGCUAAUCAGGUGCAGGAUAUCAUUAUGUCUAAGCUAGACAAACGUCGGAAGGGUGUCUAUGGACCACCACUAGGGAAGAAAUGUGUCGUGUUUAUUGAUGAUGUUUCUAUGCCACUGAAAGAAACCUACGGAGCACAACCGCCAAUCGAGAUCGUUAGAAUGUUUCUCGAUCAUGCCAUGUGGUACGACAGAAAGGAAAUUGUUCCAAUGAAGUUGGUGGACCUACAGCUGCUAUGUGCCAUGGGACCGCCGAGUACCGGAAAUACAGUUACGCCAAGAUUUUCCCGACAUUUCAAUACGAUUUCAUUAGACGAGUUCGACGACGAAACUCUGACGGCCAUCUUUAGUAAGAUUGUGCUGUGGCAUUUGGAUACCAGGGGCUUUUCCAAAGAGUUCGAUCCCUGCAUCGACGAGAUUGUACUCUCCACACUGCAGAUCUACCGACAAGCUAGACGAAUUCUGUUACCGACGCCGGCCAAAUGCCACUACUUGUUUAAUUUGCGUGAUUUCUCCAGAGUGAUUCAGGGCGUGCUUCUGUCAGUGCCGGAGGGCACAGAAAGUCUCAACUCGAUCCGAAGGUUAUGGGCCCACGAAAUUCUUCGCGUCUACGGUGACAGAUUGGUGGACGAUACAGAUCGCGAAUGGCUGUUCGAUGAGCUUUGCACCGUUAUCGACAAGUAUAUGCACGAAGAACCGAAGGAUCUUUUCGACAGAUUUGUCGAAAACGGGGAGCUGCACGAAAGCCAUCUUCGUGCGAUGAUGUUUUGCGAUUUCACCAAUCCCAAAGCGGACACCAAACUGUACCUUGAAGUACAGGACAUGGAAGAGUUGGGUUUUGUAAUCGAGUCGUACAUUGUGGAGUUCAAUAAUAUGUCCAAGAAACCAAUGACACUGGUUUUGUUCCGAUUUGCAAUCGAACACUUAUCUAGAAUUUGUAGAAUCAUUAAGCAGCCACGUAGCCAUGCCCUUUUGGUUGGUGUUGGUGGAUCAGGAAGGCAGUCGUUGGCAAGAAUCGCUUCUCACAUAUGUUCCUAUGAGCUUUAUCAGGUUGAGAUAUCGAGACAGUACGGGAUGAAUGAGUGGCGAGAGGACAUGAAGAAUCUGUUGAAAAAAGUGGCUUCCUCCGAUCAGCAUCUCGUGUUUCUAUUCACCGAUACUCAGAUAAAGGACGAAUCGUUCCUCGAAGAUGUAAACAAUAUGUUGAACUCCGGUGAAAUACCUAAUCUAUUCAACAAUGAGGAGAAAUCAGAAAUCAUAGAGAAAAUGCGACAAAUGGAUCGGCAGAAGGAAAAGUCACAGCAAACUGACGGAAGCCCGGUGGCGCUUUUCAAUCUGUUUGUAACGAUCACCCGGGAUCAGUUGCACAUUAUUCUUUCCAUGUCACCAAUCGGGGACUCAUUCCGCAAUCGAGUUCGCAAGUUUCCUUCAAUAGUUAACUGCUGCACUAUCGAUUGGUUUCAACCGUGGCCAAAGGAUGCGCUGGUGGCGGUGGCCACAAAGUUCCUCUCAACCGUUGAAAUGCCCGAAAAGGAACGAAACGUGUGCAUUGACAUGUGUAUGGAGUUUCACACGUCGACUCAGCAGCUUUCGGAUGAGUUCAUGAUUCGCUUGAAUCGACAUAACUACGUGACCCCAACCUCCUAUCUCGAGUUAAUCCAUACCUUUAAGACGUUGCUGGAUAAAAAGAGAACGGAGGUCCUAACCGGCAAGAAUCGUUACUUGACUGGACUUAAGCAGCUGGAAAUCGCAGCCCAACAGGUCGGGGUGAUGCAAGAGCAGCUGGAGACUGUACAGCCCCAGCUGAAGAUUGCUGCUGAAACGGUGGCCCAGCAGAUGGCCAAGGUUCAAGCAGACAGUGAGGUUGCGGCCGUACAGAAGGAACUAGUCAAGAAAGACGAGGAAGUCGCACAGGAACAGGCAGCAGCUGCCAACGAGAUCAAAGAGGAGUGCGAUGCGAAGUUGGCAGAUGCGAUGCCGAUCUUGAAUGCAGCUUUGGAGGCUCUGAACACGUUGACUCAGCCGGACAUAACGAUCGUGAAAACGAUGAAGAGUCCACCGAUCGGUGUGAAAGUCGUAAUGGAAGCGGUUUGCAUCCUGAAGGAUAUCAAACCGGACCGUGUUCAGGCCCCGUCUGGUAUGGGUAUGGUGGAGGAUUACUGGGGUCCAGCGAAAAAGCUUCUGGGGGAUAUGAAAUUUAUGGAAGGUCUUUUGAACUUCGAAAAGGAUGACAUCCCUCCGAGAGUAAUGCAAAAGCUGGAGGAACGAAUAUUGAACAAUGAGAAUUUCGACCCGGAGAAGGUAAAAUCGGCGUCCACUGCCUGUGAAGGCUUGUGCAAAUGGGUGAUUGCCAUUUCCAAGUAUGAUGUAGUGGCCAAGGAGAUUGCGCCGAAAAAAAUUGCUUUGAAAGAAGCACAAGCGAAAUAUGACGGUGCUAUGAGCAUUCUCAAUGCAAAGUUGGAACAACUGGCAAUUGUGGAGGAGAACUUGGCCGAGUUACAGAGAAAGCUGGAUGAACAAAUCCAGCAGCAUAGUAAGUUACAAGCGAACGUGGAUCUGUGCAUGAAAAAAUUGGAGCGUGCUACAGAGAUUAUUACCGGACUAGGAGGCGAGAAAGAUCGCUGGGAACAGGCAGCUAGCCACUUGGGUCAAGUGUAUGACAACUUAACGGGAGACGUACUCAUUGCCUCCGGGGUAGUAGCUUAUCUAGGUCCAUUCACAAAUCAAUUUAGAGCUCAGCAGAUCAAACGGUGGAUCGAAAACUGCAAGGCUAAGCAAAUAGUGUGUUCGCAGGACUUUCAGUUAUCUACAGUGCUGGGAAAUCCCGUUGAUAUUCGAGCCUGGAACAUUUUCGGCCUACCGAGUGAUGCGUUUUCUGUGGAAAGUGCCAUCAUAAUACAUAAUGCUCGACGGUGGCCGUUGAUGAUCGAUCCUCAAGGGCAAGCCAAUAAAUGGGUUCGUAACAUGGAAAAGGCGAACCGUAUUUGUAUCAUUCGCUUCAAUCAACCGGACUACACACGAGUUCUGGAGAAUGCCAUCCAGUUCGGUUUGCCAGUACUUUUGGAAAAUGUGGGAGAAGAAAUUGAACCCCUCUUAGAGCCAAUACUUCUAAAGCAAGUUUUUCGUCAAGGUGGAACGAUGUGUAUUAAACUGGGUGAUUCCAUCAUUGAAUAUAAUGAUUCUUUCAAAUUUUACAUAACAACCAAAUUGAGGAAUCCCCAUUACUUGCCGGAAAUAGCCGUAAAAGUUACAUUAUUAAAUUUCAUGAUCACCCAAACUGGCCUACAAGAUCAACUGCUAUCAAUAACGGUCGCCCGCGAACGGCCCGAUCUCGAAACGGAGAAGAACGCCCUGAUCGUGCAGGGCGCGGAAAACAAACGCCAGCUGCAGGAAAUAGAAGACAAAAUCCUGCAAGUACUCAGCUCCGAGGGCAAUAUUCUCGAAGACGAAACAGCCGUGUCGGUCCUAAGUUCUUCGAAGACGCUAGCCAACGAGAUCAACGAAAAGCAAAUCAUUGCCGAGACAACUGAACGUCAGAUCGAUAUUGCACGGUUGCAGUACACCUCGAUAGCGGCCCACUCGACGGUGCUCUUCUUCACGAUUGCAGACCUGGCGAACAUCGACCCGAUGUAUCAGUAUAGCUUAAAUUGGUUCGUGAAUCUGUUUACGGCAGCGAUCGACAACACCGAAAAGGUUGACGAGGUCCCGGCCCGGUUGGAGGAUCUUAGGACUUACUUCACGUACAGUCUGUAUGAGAAUAUCUGCAGGAGUCUGUUUGAGAAGGAUAAGAUUUUGUUCUCGCUUCUACUCACUACGAACCUGCAGCAUGAAGAGGGAAAAUUUGAUAGGGCGGAGUUUAUGUUUCUGCUUACUGGCGGAGUUGGACUUGAUAAUCCUGACGCUAAUCCAGCCGAAUGGCUCCCGGUCAAAAGCUGGGACGAAGUUUGUCGUCUAACAAAAUACGAAGCAUUUUCAGGCCUAAAGGAGCACGUAGUAGCUAACAUUAGGCGGUGGAAGGCGUACUUCGACGAAGAUACGCCACAAAGUGCAGAGCUGCCGGAACCUUGGAAAUCCAGUUUGACCACGUUCCAAAAACUACUCAUUUUAAGAUGUUUCCGUUCGGAUAAACUAGUUCCGGCUAUCGAAUUGUACGUGGAAAGUAUCAUGACCAGGAAGUACGUUGAGCCUCCGCCUUUCAAUUUAGCAGCAUCCUACGAAGAGUCCAACAGCUGCGUUCCACUAAUUUUUGUACUUACCCCUGGUGCCGAUCCAACUGCCACAUUGCUUCGUUUCGCCGAUAUUCAGGGUAUCGGUUCGAACCGUCUAUAUUCCCUUUCGUUGGGUCAAGGUCAGGGUCCAAUUGCAGCCAAAAUGAUCGACGAAGGAACCAAAUUUGGCAACUGGGUACUCUUACAAAACUGUCAUCUAGCUCAAAGCUGGAUGCCAACUAUGGAACGAAUUUGCGAAAGCUUCCAACCGGACACAACCCACCCGGAUUUCCGUCUAUGGCUUACUUCCUACCCAACGGAACACUUUCCCGUGGUAGUGCUGCAGAAUGGAAUCAAAAUUACCAACGAGCCUCCGAAGGGCUUACGGAUGAACGUCGUCCGAUCGUACAUGGGAGAUCCCAUAUCCAACGUGGAAUGGUUUGAAGCAUGCAAACAAUCAGCCAAUUUUAAGAAGCUUCUUUUCAGCUUGUGUUUCUUCCAUGGAAUAGUUCAAGAACGUCGCCAUUUUGGUCCUAUUGGAUGGAAUAUUCCGUAUGAGUUCAACGAAACCGAUCUCAGUAUCAGUUUGACACAAUUACGUAUGUUUUUGGAUGAGUAUGAAGAGGUGCAGUUUGUGGCGCUCAGAUAUCUGACAGGAGAAUGCAACUACGGUGGGCGCGUUACAGACGAUUGGGAUCGGCGAUGUUUGAAUACCAUUCUGGGAAAGUACUACUGCAGUGCGGUACUCGAGCAGGAGGAGUACGUCUUGGACGAGCAGGGUUUGUACAAGAUUCCGGAAUUGAAAGAACACGAAGAGUUUAUGACGUUCAUAAAGGAACUUCCUGCGAUCGCUAAGCCCGGAGUUUUUGGUUUACACGAAAAUGCAGAUAUCAUAAAAGAUCAAAAGGAAACGGAUUUGCUAUUGACCAGCACUUUGAAGACACAGGAUCGAACGGACAUGUACGAAAUGAAGCUUCUUAUGGAUCUCAAGACUACGUCAACGGGAGUAUUUCGUGAGACUCCAGCUGAAAUAGUGAUUUGUGUGUCCAACGACAUUUUGAAGCGCUUACCAAAGGAGUUCGACCGCGAUGCUGCAUUGGAAAAAUAUCCGACUAGUUAUCAUCAGAGCAUGAACACCGUUCUAGUCCAGGAGAUGGUUCGAUUCAACGUACUACUCAAUUGCAUCCGCAAUAGUCUGAUGACCGCAAGCAAAGCCAUGCAGGGUCUGGUGGCAAUGUCCGCCGAUAUCGAGGAAGUAGUUGCAUCCCUUCUGGUCGGACGCAUUCCGGAACUGUGGGCCAGACGUUCCUAUCCCAGUUUGAAACCGUUGGGCAGCUACAUAAUCGACUUCAUCGCCCGGUUGGACUUUUUACGCCGGUGGUACGACAAUGGACCACCGGUUGAUUUCUGGCUGUCGGGAUUUUUUUUUACGCAGGCUUUCCUAACUGGGGCACAACAGAAUUUUGCCCGCAAAUAUGUCAUUCCGAUUGAUUUGCUCGUAUUCGAUAAUACCAUGCUGACGGGGAACACGUUCGAGGAACCUCCGGAAGAUGGCGUGUAUGUUUAUGGUUUGUAUCUGGAAGGUGCUCGAUGGGACAGGAAGAAAGGAUACAUUCAAGAGUCGUAUCCAAGGGUUCUAUAUGACAGUAUGCCACAUAUAUGGAUGCUUCCCGUUAAGAAAGAUGAUUUGGUACUUAGACAUACGUACACCUGCCCCGUGUACAAAACCGCCGAGCGUCGGGGAAUUUUAUCAACUACUGGUCACAGUACAAACUUCGUUAUCGCCCUAUCGCUAGACUGUGAACCAACAUCAUCCCAGGAACACUGGAUUCGACGAGGAACUGCACUUCUAUGUCAAUUAAGCCAUUGA